This is a messenger RNA of Leptonychotes weddellii (Weddell seal), 1975 nucleotides long. Its product is annotated as protocadherin gamma-A9. Gene Ontology annotation, biological process: homophilic cell-cell adhesion. The record is from RefSeq and is a predicted model, not a curated record. Gene Ontology annotation, cellular component: plasma membrane. Gene Ontology annotation, molecular function: calcium ion binding. Lineage: Eukaryota; Metazoa; Chordata; Mammalia; Carnivora; Phocidae.
AUGGAAGUAGAAGUAACUGAUAUAAAUGACAGUGCACCAGAAUUCCAGGCUGAGAAUCUGGAAGUAAAAAUUAAUGAAAUUGCUGCACCUGGAACACGUUAUCUGCUCCCAGAGGCUGUUGACCCGGACGUGGGCAUGAAUUCCUUGAGGAGCUACCAGCUCAGCCCCAAUCACCACUUCUCCCUGGACGUGCAAACUGGAGGCGACGGAACUCUACACCCAGAGCUGGUGCUGGAGAAGGCCCUGGACUGCGAGGAAGAGGCUGCUCACCGCCUGGUCCUCAUCGCCUCAGACAGCGGUGACCCGCAUUGCUCCAGCACAGUGCACAUCCAUGUGACAGUGCUGGAUACAAACGACAAUGCCCCGGUUUUUGCUCUACCGAUUUACCAAGUGAAAGUCCCAGAGAACGUGCCCCCGGGCACCCGGCUGCUUACUGUGAGCGCUAGCGACCGGGAUGAGGGAGCCAACGGAGAAGUAGCCUAUAGAUUCUGGAAAAUUAGUGAAAAGCAGUCUCCGCUAUUCCAGCUGAAUGAAAAUACUGGGGAAAUAUCAACGGCAGAGAGUCUAGACUAUGAAGAAUGUGCAUUUUAUGAAAUGGAAAUACAAGCUGAAGAUGUGGGGGCACUUUUGGGGAGGACCAAAGUGCUCAUUUCAGUGGAAGAUGUGAAUGACAAUAGACCGGAAGUGAUCAUUACAUCUCUGUUUAGCCCAGUCUUGGAAAAUACUCUUCCUGGAACAGUAAUUGCCUUCUUGAAUGUGCAUGACCGAGACUCCGGGAAGAAUGGUCAAGUUGUCUGUAACACACCUCAUAAUUUACCUUUUCAAUUGGAAAAGUUAAUAGAUUAUUAUAGAUUGUUGACAGUCCAAAUUCUUGACAGUGAAGAAACCUCUGAAUAUAACAUCACAGUGACAGCAACAGACAGAGGAAUGCCACCCCUGUCCACAGAAAUUUACAUCAACGUACACCCUAGACAUCAAUGAUAACCCAGCUUCUCUGGAAACUCCUACUCAGUCUACCUCCCUGAGAACAACCUUAGAGGCAUCUCCAUCUUCUUGGUGCCAGCCUAUGACCCCGACGGGAGAGAACACCCAGGUGUUAUUUACACCUUGGCUGAGGACACUAUCCAAGGGUUGCCUCUUUCCUCCUAUGUCUCCAUCAGCUCUGACACUGGUCUGGUAUAUGUUCUGUGCUCCUUUGGCUUUGAGCAGUUUCAUGAUCUUCAAAUGCAGGUGAGGGCAAGCUAUAGUGGGAACCAACUGCUCAGCAGCAAUGUGUCACUGAACUUGCUUGUGCUGGAUCAGAAGGACAGUGUGCCAGAAAUCCUGUACCCCACUCCUCCCACUGAUGUUUCCACUGGUGUGCACUCUGCCGAACCUGGCUACCUGGUCACCAAGGUGGUGGCUGUAGACAGAGACUCAGGUCAGAUUGCCUGGCUGUCCUACCACCUGCUCAAAGCCAGUGAGCCUGGGCUCUUCUCAGUGCAGGCCCUGCUAGACAGAGACAGGCUCCAGCAGAGCCUGGUGGUGGUGGUGGUCCAGGACCACGGCCAGCCCCCUCCCUCGUCCAUUGUCACACUCACUGUGGCCUUGGCUGACAGCAUUCCAGAUGUGCUGGCUGACCUCAACAAUCUGGAGGUCCCCGCAUACCCAGAGACCUCAGACCCCACCUAAUACUUCGUGGUGGCAGUGGCUGCAGUCUCCUGCAUCUUCCUCACCAUUGUCGUUGUGUUGCUGGUGCUCAGGUUGUGGUGUCGGCACACCUCACAUCUACUCCAGGCUGGGGGGGUUGGAUUAGCUGGUGUGCCUACUUCUCACUCCGUGGGUGUUGACAGGGUGUGGGCUUUUCUGCAGACUUAGUUCCAGGAAGCCUCACUCACGGCGGACUCCUGGGAGACUCAUGUGAUCUUUCCCCAGCCCAAGUAUGCCAACGUGCUGAUUAGCCAGGAGCGCUGUCUGAAAAAUGACCCUUUGUGUG